Molecule: messenger RNA, 2540 nt
Organism: Stylophora pistillata
Lineage: Eukaryota; Metazoa; Cnidaria; Anthozoa; Scleractinia; Pocilloporidae
Molecular function (GO): protein binding
Source: RefSeq, a predicted model, not a curated record
AAUCUACACAUUUUACAAGAUAUCAAGAUUUCAGUGUGGGUGAAUUUUGCGGAUAUUUCUGGAAUACAAAUAUCACAUGAUGUUUGUGCUUGUUGUGCAGGUUACUUGUACUCUACAAAGAACAGUUGGAUAAUAAAUCUGUGUAUGCCCAAUUAAUUAUUUUGCACAAUUAGGCCCUUUGGCCAGAAACUUUUUUCAAGUGGAAAACAAUGAUAUUGUGGUAUUUACUUCAGGGAUUUAGGAUGGGUUUAUCCGGACUAGAAUCCUCGGUCCUUUAGUUCUUAAAACCUUUCCAAAUUUUCUUUAUGGAAGUCCUCGCCUACACUCUCCCCAGGAAUCGCGGAUAUUGAUGAUAAUAAUAUAGGCCAUGCGAGCGCCGCGGUACGGUUUGAUCCUACGAAAAUUGCUCGACAUUAGAGCUUCACAGAGGCCUACGAGACCCUUCUGAAGAGUGAAUGGUCGCGAGAACAACGACUCGAUCUCUGCAAAUUGGGGAGAUGCACUCUGACAAGUUGGCAGUCAUUGAGAUCAAGGCUAACUUCCUGUCUUGUCAAGCACUAGAGGAUAUCACAGCAGGAUCUUUUUUAACUGAUCUCUGGGGUGCGGUGAAAAAUUCUCCAGAUUCUCACACCGUGCAAGUUGAGAAAAAUAAGCAUGUGACUCCUGAAGGGGUUAUGAAGUAUGUCAAUCAUUCCUGUGAUAGUAAUGCAAAAUUUAUCUUUGAAAAGCGCAGAGUGUCAUUUCCAACCCUACCUGACAAUCAUAAAGUGUCCUGGCAUAUGGUGGCCACCCGUAACAUCAAGAAAGGCCAAGGAAUCACCUUUGACUAUAAUGUAACAGAAUAUGACAUGGCCGAACAUUUCCAGUGCAACUGUGGUUCAGAGAAAUGCCUGGGUGAAAUAAAAGGCUUCAAAUAUCUGACGCCAGAGCAACAGAAGUCCAGGUCAAGGGAUUUAUCUCCAGUUGUUACUGAAUUUUGGGAAGAAAACUCUUGAAUUCUGGGUAUAAUAAAUGGCAUUCCAGUUUAAUUGCCAUAAUACUGACACAACUAAGUAAUCAUAUUUACUGUGGCUAAAUGUCUUGAUUCAAUAAAGUGAGAAUUAAAAGAGGAAUUUUUGCUAAAAGAAAUAAGUGCUGGUGAGCUACUGUUUAAGAAAUUUAACAAAAGAAGUAGCCUGAAAAAUUGGAUUACCUUGCAGAUUCUUUUUGGGCAGCAGUCACCAAGUAGUACUCCAGGACAAGUCAUGUGUAAUGUUACACAUGAUGUGUACCACCUGUUUCAAAGGGUAGUUAUUCCCAAUUUGACUUGGGGUCUAUCAGUUCACAGUGAUGUUAAUGCAGAGCUUACAACUGUGUGGUGUUUCCUGGACCGGUGUCACAAACAGAGAUACAUAUCUAAGGUGAUCAACAUCUAUGAUGUCUUAGAAAAACAAAAAUUUUUGACAAGAUAAAAUAUCAAGAGAAACAUCCUUUGAGAAACCUUAUAUCUGAACUGAAGGUCACAGAAUACAAUUAAUGACACAACCUAGUCACUGGCCAAAAUUAAACACAGAUCUAGUGAAGAACUAUUUUUUUUUUUUUUUAAUUUUUUUUUUGCCAUUCCUUCCAGAUACUAGCUGGGUGUUGAUAACAACCCCUCAUUGAUUGACAAAUCUUUGUUUGCCUGAUUUUACAUUGCAAUUAAUGUUUCCUCUAUAUGACUAUUUCCUUGGUGUGCAAGAAAUGAUAUACCACAGAUAUAAGAGAAAAAGCUUAUAUAAGGAAAAAAUAGUCAAUCAUUGAUACCUUUUCAAUGAACUUUGGGCUGAUUGGAAGAGAUCAUGUGACAUCUUUCUUAAUAGAAGUGUUACCUGAAUACAGAGCUGGAUAAGUGAGGAUUUCAGGUAACUAUCAAGGUAAACAUUCAGUGGUUAGUUUUAAAGGUGUAGGUCCUUUAUCCUUUUCCUGUAGUCCAAGCCAAAUAUAUCUUAAUGGUAUGUGAGCUCACACUGAUGGCCCACAAGCUAUUCCUUUGGUUACCUAGAGGUAACUGAGGAAACAGGCACUGCAUUCUCUAGUACAAGGGAGAAGUGUCAUACAACAGCGGCAGUAAACAUAUUCUGUUUUGUGAAACAAAUCGGUCCGUUCUUUACCUUGAAAACUGUUUAUAGGUCUUAGGCCUCUUCUGAAACAGUCACUUAUACCGUGUGACUAUCAGAUGUCUCAAUCAGCAACCCAAGCAUGAACCUCUUUUCUCUCAUAAUCGAUCGUUUGAUUACAACGUGACAAUUCCCAACAUGACUCCACAGAAUUGGUAGUAAAAUACAUUUCUAUUGAUGCCUUCAUUAGCCAUUCCGGGAUUUUGCAGGCUUAAUAUUCAGGCUGUCUGCAAACAUUGGACACCAAAAUUGCAGAAAUGCUUUUAAGAUCCAAUAUCUUCCAAUGAGAACAGCCCUUGAUCAGCCUUUUAACUUUGAUUGAAAACAAAGUACAAACAGUGCAGAGGAAAAAAAUGACAGGUGCGUUGCCGGGAAAAAUAGAUUAACAGGAAGCGAGGCAAA